ACUUAACUCUCAACCUUACACCUUAGCACACGUUUUGGCAGACACUUCCUCUUAGAAAAGGAACUCAAAUUUAAGUUCAGCAGCCAUGCUCAGAGAAUUGGCCAAGAAAAUAGUGCUGAUGCCCGGCAUGUUGGCGCUCGAGGCUUCGAGCCGCAUUGUUCACUUUAGCGCCUUGCUGGCGAAGGAGUGCCAGCACCAGAAGCCGUGUCCCGAGAGCUUGGUGCCCCAAUGCAGGGUGUUCAAAAGGCGACCCUGCAGUCCCACAGACCCGCCAGUUCGUCCCUGCAGCGAGGAGGACUGUACGCACCCCCGGUAUCCAUGCUGCAUAAAUACCCGGAUCGCCGAUAAUCCUUGCCGGGAGCCGAAGAAAAAGGCCCGUCACGUCUCCAUGUGGGAGAGCUUCAAGGACAAGGAGUUGGAGCGCCCGGAGACCAUGUGGCACUAUCCCAAAGAGUGCUGUCCGAAGUGCGAGGACGUCCGCUUCGACGUGCUGUACUACAAGCCGUCGGACAAGUGCCGGGAGUAUCAGCGCACCUGGUGGGAGUGCUGUCCCAGGAUGGUCCCAAAGAGGGUGUGCUGCUGGUGCGACGCCAUUCCUCCCCAGGUCCUGCGCCGGGACCUACCCAUCUGCCCACGAUCCGCCUGCCUCGCGGAGCACGAGGAGAAGCGCUUCAAGUGCCUGAACAAGAAGUCCAAGGGCUGCACGCGGGUUCGCAUGCCCUGCUGCAGAACCGCCCGAAUACCGCCAGACUGCAGGGGUGGCCCCGCCCCCACCGAGUGCGAGAAGGUCAAGUGCCCGUUCCCGAGCUACUCCGAGUGCGUCCAGGAGGACCCGGCCAACAUCCCAGCACGUCCGCCCGAGUGUGAGUGUCUGACAAAGCCGUCCAUUUGCGAUCAGAUCCGACGGGCCCACCACUUGGCCAAGCACAACAUCAGCAUCUACCCCAGCUGUUAUCGCGGCUCAUGAGAA
Messenger RNA from Drosophila biarmipes, 970 nucleotides. RefSeq lists its product as uncharacterized. The transcript has a single exon. The record is from RefSeq and is a predicted model, not a curated record. The coding region runs from base 86 to 967 and encodes 293 amino acids. NCBI's taxonomy places the organism in Eukaryota, Metazoa, Arthropoda, Insecta, Diptera, Drosophilidae.